AUGAUCACUAGGUCUAAACUCUCCUCUCAAUGUUUACUUCACACCAAGCCUUCUUCUGUUUUGUACUCAGAUUCUGAACCUCCAUUCCAUAAGGAAGCUCUUCUUUCUCCUAUUUGGCAUAAGGCUAUGCAAGAAGAAUUUGAUGCUUUGCAAAAGCAACACACUUGGUCUCUAGUUUGUCUUCCCCCAGGAAAAAAUGCUAUAGGUUGUAAGUGGGUUUUCAAGGUUAAACGGAAUUCUGAUGGUACCAUAGCUAGACACAAAGCUAGACUAGUGGCCAAAUGGUAUCUUCAGCAAGAAGGUGUGGACUUUCAAGAGACUUUUAGUCUUGUAGCCAAGCUUCCAACAAUCAGAAUUUUACUUUGUCUAGCUCUCCAUCAUCAGUGGCACUUGAAAGCAAUUGGGUAUAUCCAAUGCCUUCCUUCAUGGAGUUCUUGA
Messenger RNA from Camellia sinensis, 438 nucleotides. NCBI's taxonomy places the organism in Eukaryota, Viridiplantae, Streptophyta, Magnoliopsida, Ericales, Theaceae. The record is from RefSeq and is a predicted model, not a curated record.